ACGCCCAUUGACAGCAAAGAGUAGAUACCAUCUCUGAAGUUGAAAUGACAGACUUCAAGAAUACCGCAAGCCAGCGCUUGACGCAGCUAAAGGACAUCUUGACGAUGAACAAGACAGCAACGACGAUACCUUGGGAUCCAGCCUGUACCAUAUUUCCGACUAGGAAAGAGCUCCCAACGAUACCCGGUGCACCGGCUGAGGCGGCUUGGGUUUGGGGUGAGAACGACAACAUUGGCCGCCUCAACCUUCUUACACCGACGCGCGUGGCCGCGGCCGGGAAAGAAAUCAAAACAGGGGAGAUCGUUCCUGUAAACCUGCCCCUCAACGUGCCCAACGUACCUGCAUUUGGUCGCGAGGUGUUCCAGCAUGAAAUCAAGGAGCUGGCCGAGGGCGUUGCUUACGAUGAUGUGUAUCACAUGAAUACUCAAAGUGGCACCCAAUGGGACGGCUUCCGUCAUUUCGCGCACAUGUCGAGCGGCUCUUUUUAUAACGGCGCCAAGGGUAGCGAUAUUGUAGGCCCAUCUGCAAACCACAAAUGCUCGAUCCAUCAUUGGGCUGAACACGGCGUUGCGGGUCGAGGCAUCCUUCUCGAUUACAGGGGAUACGCGCACAAGAAAGGAAUCAAUUAUGAUCCGUACGAUUAUUACCCCAUCUCCUGGGAGGAGCUCUUCCAAUGCGGCAAGGAUCAGGGAGUGGAUAUUCGACCUACUGCUCAAGGCGGCGACAUCAAGCCCGGAGAUAUGCUCUUCAUCCGCAGCGGAUGGAAGGAAGCCUACGACAGCAAGAGCGACGAAGAUAGAUCGAGAGCUGCAUUACGACAUGGCAGUGGUAAAGAAGGCGAGGAUGGGCAGCGAUACGCGGGAGUAAGCCAGGAGGAAAAGAUACUUGACUGGCUUCAUGAUUGUUAUUUCGCGUCAGUUGCAGGUGAUGCGCCAGCCUUUGAAGCUUGGCCUACGCACGAAAAUUAUCAUCUCCACGAAUACAUCUUAGCGCUUUGGGGUAUGCCCUUAGGUGAGAUGUUAGACCUUGAAAAACUUGCGAAAACCUGUCGCGAGAAGAACAGGUGGUUCUUCUUCUUCACGUCUGCACCAGCUAAUUGCCCUGGCGGUGUGAGCUCCCAUGUCAACGGAACAGCUAUCUUCUAAGCAUACGAAUGAUCGCAUGUGGUGACACUCGGUCGUGCUAGUUGAGUGCGUAUAGGGGAUAUGUUCAAAAAUUCGCAAGAAAAGCUUUAUCUACUGUGAGCAUCGAGCAUCGUCAAAGACUCGAAUGCAUCUGAGCAAGGUCUCCAAACAACUGUAUGGAAAUUAUAGGUCGCGGGAACCACUAGCUAGUACGAGAGAACCUUGCAAUAUCACGUAAAAUACACUCAAACCUUCACAGUAACC
Pyrenophora tritici-repentis Pt-1C-BFP is the source of this 1388-nucleotide messenger RNA. RefSeq names its product Cyclase domain containing protein. The record is from RefSeq and is a predicted model, not a curated record. Lineage: Eukaryota; Fungi; Ascomycota; Dothideomycetes; Pleosporales; Pleosporaceae. Gene Ontology annotation, molecular function: arylformamidase activity.